Molecule: messenger RNA, 882 nt
Organism: Engraulis encrasicolus (European anchovy)
Lineage: Eukaryota; Metazoa; Chordata; Actinopteri; Clupeiformes; Engraulidae
Gene: lhfpl3
Product: LHFPL tetraspan subfamily member 3
Exons: 4
Coding region: 1-675 (224 amino acids)
Biological process (GO): sensory perception of sound
Cellular component (GO): plasma membrane
Source: RefSeq, a predicted model, not a curated record
AUGGUCCCUGGGACUCCGGCCACGAUGCUGCCCGCCUCGGAGGCUGCGAAGAUCUACCAGACCAACUACGUUAGGAACUCGCGGGCCAUCGGCGUGCUGUGGGCUAUCUUCACCAUCCUUUUCGCUAUCGUGAACGUGGUGUGUUUCAUACAGCCCUACUGGAUCGGCGACGGCAUGGACACCCCGCAGACCGGCUACUUCGGCCUGUUCCACUACUGCAUAGGCAACGGGCUAUCCCGGGAGUUCACGUGCAAGGGCAGCUUCACCGACUUCAGCACCAUCCCCUCCGGUGCCUUCAAGGCAGCGUCCUUCUUCAUCGGCAUGUCUAUGAUCCUCGUGCUCUCGUGCAUCGGCUGCUUCGCGCUCUUCUUUUUCUGUAGCACCGCCACCGUCUACAAGAUCUGCGGUUGGAUACAGCUUGCUGCUGGCACGUGUCUGGUGCUGGGCUGCAUGAUCUACCCGGACGGCUGGGACUCGGACGAGGUGAAGCGCAUGUGCGGCGAGCAGACGGGCAAGUACGCCAUCGGCGCGUGCUCGGUGCGCUGGGCCUACAUCCUGGCCAUCAUGGGCAUCAUGGACGCCCUCAUCCUCUCCUUCCUCGCCUUCGUCCUCGGCAACCGCCAAGACGGACUCAUGGCCGAGGAGCUGCUCGGAGACAAGAGUGCCAACGCUUAAUUUGAGGACCAAUUCAAACAGAGAUCCCACUGCCCAGAGAAGAAGAGCAAUGCUUAUCUUUUGUCACGUUUCGGCAUUUUACCCAUAACUCCAAGGGGUGUGUGGACAGGCAGCCAAGACGGGGGAGUUGAUGAGCGAGGAACAACAAGAGGAAAAGGCAAUGGACAAAAGACAUUAGUGGAGAAGAAAGAACGAAAAAGAUGUGAA